Molecule: messenger RNA, 2089 nt
Organism: Prunus persica (peach)
Lineage: Eukaryota; Viridiplantae; Streptophyta; Magnoliopsida; Rosales; Rosaceae
Exons: 10
Coding region: 334-1986 (550 amino acids)
Molecular function (GO): DNA binding
Source: RefSeq, a predicted model, not a curated record
UCGUUUAGAACAGAUGGAGGGGCAUUAUCGGGAUUCUGGGCAGUUUCGUGAAGAGCAAGAGUGCAACUGUCAGGGACAAAAGAGUAAUUUAAACUGCUGGUUGUGUUGUUGUUGUAGAGUUCAACUAGCCUACAAAUUCCAACUCAACAGCAGCUUUAGCAGUAGAAGUAAAAGUUAGAAAACAAAAAAAACAAAAAACACAAAGAGAAAAUAUUUUCAUGUUUGAUUUUGGGUUUUGAUCAUCAAAGUUAACAUAAUUCUCUCUUGUCUUGAAGAACAUUGAUUGCAUGGUGCAGUUGGUUUUGUUGAGAUAGAAGAAGAAGGAGGAGAAGGAUGAAGACAUGGAAGAGGCAGAGGAAGGAAGAGAAGAUGGUGUCAAACGAGGAGAGAGAGGCAGAGGAUUGGUGCUUCAUCUGCAAAGAUGGUGGAGACCUCAUGUUAUGUGACUACAAGGACUGUGUAAAAGUUUAUCAUCCUGGAUGUGUUGGCAAAAAGAAAUCCUUCAUUGAUACUGGAAAGAGCUGGACUUGUAGGAAGCAUUCUUGUUCACUGUGCCUUGAUACCCCCAGGUUUUGCUGCUAUUGUUGUCCGAAUUCAGUAUGUCAACAUUGCAUAAGCGGUUCCGAGUUUACAGUGGUUAGAGGGAAGAAAGGCUUUUGCAAGUACUGUUUGAAGCUUGUGUUACUUGCAGAAGAAAACUCAGAAUACGGUUUAGAUGGGGAAAAAAUAGACUUUAAGGAUCGGGAUACUUUUGAAUGCCUAUUCAAAGAAUAUUGGGAAAUCAUAAAAGGAAAGGAAGGUUUGAGUUUGGAUGAUGUCUAUUCUGCAGAUGUUGAUUCAAUAAAAAUUGGUGAGAGUGAAGAAGAUAUUGACCUGACAACACCUAAUAGUGACGCUGAUAGUACAGAACUUCAGAGGUCGAUGGGAAAAAGGAAGGCGCCAAAGGAACAAGAAUAUCUCGGAUGGGGAUCGAAACCUCUCAUUGAUUUCCUCAGAUCCAUUGGUAAAGAUACAACUAAACAGUUAUCACAGUAUGAUUUGGACUCUAUCAUCUUUGCUUACAUCAGAGAUAGAAACCUAUUUCACCCUGAAAAGAAGAGAAAGGUUCUAUGUGAUGAUAAGCUGUAUUCUAUUUUCAGAAAGAAGUCACUAGAUAGGAUAAAAAUAUAUGGUCUUUUGGGGGCACAUAUUAGUGAGAACUUGGUAUUAUUGGAUGAGAAUACAAGUGAGGAUGAAGAUGAAAAUAAAUUGGAAGACAAGAAGAAAGAUACAAUGAUAGUAGGGAAGAAGGGAACAGUAAGCUCAGAUAUAACAUCACUUGAAAAUGAAGUGAGUCCUAGUGUCCGACAAAGUCGUUUUGCAUCUUUAGUGACUGAUAACAUCAAGCUUCUCUACUUAAGAAGGAGCUUACUGGAGGAGUUACUGAAGCAGCCUGAAAAUUCUGAAAGCAAGAUUCAAGGAAGUUUUGUGAGAGUGAAAAAUGACCAAAGAGACUAUCUUCAGAGAAAUUCUCACCAACUUCUACAAGUUGAAGGCAUAAGGAAAAUCUCAAGUACUAAUGAAAUGAAUGGUGAAAUUCUCCUGCAAGUUUCCAAUAUUCCAAGAGAUAUUCCCAUUUUUAUGCUGUCAGAUGUUGACUUCACUGAGGAUGAAUGUGAGGAUUUGAGACAAAAUGUGACAAAUGGCAUGCUGAGGAAACCUACAGUUGUUGAGCUUCAACAGAAGGCAAGAGAUCUCCAUGAGGACAUAACUAAGCAUCGGAUUGAGCGAGAGUUGGUCAGGUUACAGAAGUACAUUGAUCGGGCAAAUGAGAAAGGAUGGAGAAGAGAGUUAUGCGAAUAUUUGGACCAAAGAGAGCUGCUAAAGCAACCGUCUGAACAGGCUCGACUAUUAAAACAGGUGCCAAAGGUCAUUGCAGAGGUUUUAGAGGAUGAAUCUCGUUCCGUAGACUCCAUAGAAGUUGAUAAGCAAGGAAAUCUGGAAUAGCAGAAAUCUAAGAUUCAUUUGACAUAUGGUGUAUUUUGUUUCCUUAUAAAAUCUAGUGUUGUAUGAACAAAGGACAAAGCCUUUCUAGUCUGUAUGUAGUUUG